AUUAUUGUUGUUUACUUUUGAAUUGGUUAAGCCGCAAUAAAAAAACACGCUGUUCAUCUUUGUCGCCAUCGAUCGUCGUCCAUCGUUAAUUUAUUUGUUUUAAAUUGAGACUUUAUGACAACGAUGUGUUUUUUUUUUGCAUAACUAUUUGUUUUAAAAGAGUCUAAAGAUAAAUCAGAAAAAUAUCAAAGAACCCAAGAAAAGAAGAAAGUAAAAAAAUAAAAAAUUGUCAUCCAUAGUUAACCAUAUCACACUUCUUACUUCUUAUAUACCUUUGCCGGCUAACAAGUUUUUGUCUUAUAAGAAGUAAUAAUAAAACCAACAGUACUUAGGCCAUCAAGCUUAGUUCUGUUCUGUGCAUCGUCUCUAACUGUUGAGUGAAGAACUUUUGUGUGUCCGAUAUAUGUAUACAUUUGGCCCGACUUAUUUGGUACUUAAGGCGACAUGAAUUUAAUCUUGCUUAUCAUAGGAUCUGUAGUGCUCUUGCAAGCCUCAAAAGCUGAACGGACACGUGCCGAACUUGAUGCAUCUUCAUAUCUGGAAAAACUCAACAAUGAGAUCAAUCACAUAGUUAACAUCGAAACCGAAGCCUCGUGGGCUUUCGAUUCAAACAUCACCGAUGCCAAUGAAAAAAUUCGCAAUAAAGCCUCAGCUGAGAGGGCAAAGUUCAUGAAACGAACUGCUGCAGAGUGUAACCAAUUCGAAUGGCAAAGAUUUGACGAUGCUGAUUUAAGACGACAAUUUAAAAUGUUAACUAAACUUGGAUAUGCUGCUUUGCCCGAGGAGGAUUACGAAGAACUUUUGCAGGUUUUAUCUAAAAUGGAAUCAAAUUAUGCAAAGAUCAAAAUUUGUAACUACAAAGACAAGGAAAAUUGCAAUAUGCAAUUGGAACCUGAAAUUGAGGAGCUAUUACCGAAGAGUCGUGACCCUGAGGAAUUGAAGUAUUAUUGGCAAAUGUGGUAUGAUAAGGCUGGAACAGCGGUUAGGGAUAGUUACAUGAGGUACCUGGAGCUUAAUUUACAAGCGGCAAAGUUGAACAACUACACAUCCGGAGCUGAGUCAUGGUUGGCUGAAUACGAAGAUGAUACAAUCGAGCAACAGCUUGAAACAAUUUACUCGGAAAUUCGUCCUCUCUACGAACAAAUCCAUGGGUAUGUCCGAUGGCGUUUGAGGCAGGUCUAUGGUGACAAGAUUGUUUCCGAGAAGGGACCGAUUCCGAUGCAUUUGUUGGGUAAUAUGUGGGGCCAAACUUGGGGUGAGAUUGCCAGCAUUUUGACACCAUUUCCCGAAAAGCCAUUGAUCGAUGUCACUGAUGAAAUGGUUCGUCAGGGAUAUACCCCAAAGAAAAUGUUCGAAAUGGGCGAUGAGUUCUUCCAAUCCCUUAACCUCAAGAAAUUACCACCUACAUUCUGGGAAAAGAGCAUUAUCGAAAAACCAACAGAUGGUCGUGAUUUAGUCUGUCAUGCAAGUGCUUGGGAUUUCUAUAUUAACAAUGAUGUCCGCAUCAAACAAUGCACCCGAGUGACUCAGGAACAACUUUUUACAGUGCAUCACGAACAAGGUCACAUUCAAUACUUCUUGCAAUAUAAACAUCUUCCACAUGUCUACAGAAAUGGUGCCAAUCCGGGAUUCCAUGAAGCCGUUGGUGAUGUCCUGUCACUGUCGGUUUCUACACCAAGACAUUUAGAGAAAAUCGGUCUUUUGAAAGACUAUAAAAUGGACGAAGAGGCACGCAUAAAUAAACUUUUCAUGACCGCCUUGGACAAGAUUGUAUUUUUGCCAUUUGCCUUUACUAUGGACAAAUAUCGAUGGUCCUUGUUCCGUGGAGAAAUAAAACCAGAAAACAUGAAUUGUGCCUUCUGGAAAUUAAGGGAGGAGUACUCAGGUAUUGAACCACCAGUUGUAAGAAGUGAAAAAGACUUUGACGCCCCAGCAAAGUAUCAUGUAUCUGCUGAUGUAGAAUACCUUAGAUACCUCGUGUCUUUCAUCAUUCAGUUCCAAUUUUAUAAAUCAGCUUGUAUUAAAGCUGGCCAGUAUGAUCCACAGAAUCCUGAAUUGCCCUUAGAUAAUUGUGAUUUCUAUGGAAGUGCAGAAGCUGGAAAGGCUUUUGAAGCUAUGUUAUCAAUGGGGGCUUCAAAACCAUGGCCCGAUGCAAUGGAAGCAUUUAAUGGGGAACGUCAAAUGAGUGGAAAAGCUAUUGCAGAAUACUUUGAACCAUUGAGAAUCUGGUUAGAAGCAGAAAAUAUCAAAAAUACCGUAUUCAUUGGAUGGACAAAAUCUGACAAGUGCCUAGCAUAAUAUAAGACCAAAACAAAGACAUCACAAAUCUUCAUUUUACAAAAAAAAAAAAACAUUUCCAAAAAUUCAAGGACAAAUCAAAUUUAAAAAGAAAUAAAUCAUUAUACUAAUUAAAAGACGAAUAAAAUAAUAUCUAUGUAUAGUUUUUAAGAACUAA
Molecule: messenger RNA, 2455 nt
Organism: Eupeodes corollae
Lineage: Eukaryota; Metazoa; Arthropoda; Insecta; Diptera; Syrphidae
Gene: Ance
Product: angiotensin-converting enzyme
Exons: 8
Coding region: 445-2298 (617 amino acids)
Biological process (GO): proteolysis
Cellular component (GO): plasma membrane
Molecular function (GO): peptidyl-dipeptidase activity; metallopeptidase activity
Source: RefSeq, a predicted model, not a curated record